UUUUUUUUUUUCUUCUCAUUUUUCAUGUUUUUUUUUUCUUCCUUCAAUUAUUAAUUUAUUAUUAUAUCAGAGAUCUCGUUUCAAUCAUAUCUGUUAUCCCUUCAAAUAUUACUUCAUCAGCCUGCUCCUUCGGCAAUCUCUCUCUGUUUUUUUUUGGUUUCUGUAGAGCGAAUUGAAUUCAAUUCCAUCGCCGUCGCACAAAAUCUCGGAAUAUUUGAUUUGAUCGCUAUCGCAUCGCCAUGAGCUGGUGGUGGGCAGGCGCCAUUAGCGCCGGAAGGAAGCUGGCCGUCGGCGAGGACUCUGUCAGAGCCUCCAGAUACCCGAGCGUCGCCCUCGUCGUCGGCGCCACCGGCAUCGUUGGCUCCAGUCUCUACGACAUUCUUCCCCUCUCCGACACCCCCGGCGGUCCCUGGAAGGUCUACGGCGUCUCUCGCCGCCCCCCGCGGCAAUCCUUCCUCUCCCCCAAUCUCGUCGACGCCGUCGCCCUCCCCGUCGAGCACGUCGCCUGCGAUAUCGCUGAUACCGCCGAUGCCCUCGCGAAGCUGUCGCCGCUCACCGACGUCACCCAUGUCUUCUACGCUGCGUUCUCUCGCCGAUCCACUGCCGCCGAGACCCGCACCGCCAACGCCUCCAUGCUACGCAACGUCCUCGCCGCCGUGCUCCCCGCUGCGGCGAAUCUCCAGCACGUGUGCCUCCAGACCGGCCGCGAUCAUUACCUCGGUCCCUUUCGAUCCACCGGCGCGGCCGAGGCGAUGUCGGUGGAGCCCCACGACCCGCCCUUCCGCGAGGACAUGCCGCGCCUCGAGGCUCCCAAUUUCUACUACGACCUCGAGGACGUCCUGUUCGACGAAUUGUCCAAGAGAGAGAGAGGCUCCGUUUCGUGGUCGAUCCACCGCCCCACCACCGUCUUCGGCUUCUCCCCAUGCAGCAGCAUGAACCUCGUCGUCACCCUUUGCGUCUACGCCGCCAUCUGCCAAAAGGAAGGCGCGCCGCUCCGGUGGUUCGGCGGCCGGGCGGCGUGGGACGGAUUCAGCGACGCGUCGGACGCCGACCUCGUGGCCGAGCAGCAGAUCUGGGCCGCCGUCGACCCCUACUCCAAGAACGAGGCAUUCAACUGCAGCAACGGAGACGCGUUCAAGUGGAAACACCUCUGGGCGGUGCUGGCGGAGCAGUUCGGUGUGCCGGCGGUGGGCUACCAGGACGAGGGCGGGAAUCGGCUCAAGCUGAAGAAUUUGAUGCAGGGGAAGGAGGCGGUGUGGGAGGAGAUCGUGACGGAGAACGAGCUGGUGCCGACCACGUUGGAGGAGGUGGCGAACUGGGCAUACGCGGAUGCUGUGCUGGGCGUGGAGUUGGAGCACCUCGACAACAUGAACAAGAGCAAGGAGCACGGCUUCUUGGGCUUCAGGAACUCGAUAAACUCUUUCAACGCUUGGAUUGAUAAACUGAAGGCUUACAGGAUUGUUCCAUGAUGCAUCGUCGUCUUCUCAAUUAAUUUUCUAUGCCGAUUUUAAAUUCUCAGAAUUUCUUAUCUCAUUGUGGUUUUCGUCUGGUGUGGAAAGCUCGCUGCAAGAAUAAUCCAAAUUGAGAGUUCAAUACAAUUUCCAAAUAAAAAUUGUACUCCUUAGCACUCGAUCUUUGAAUUGUUGAAAACCGAUUUGUUAGCUGGCUUUCCUCUGCCACACUGUUUUUUGUCUGG
Molecule: messenger RNA, 1696 nt
Organism: Zingiber officinale
Lineage: Eukaryota; Viridiplantae; Streptophyta; Magnoliopsida; Zingiberales; Zingiberaceae
Product: 3-oxo-Delta(4,5)-steroid 5-beta-reductase-like
Exons: 1
Coding region: 240-1469 (409 amino acids)
Source: RefSeq, a predicted model, not a curated record